GCGGCAUUGGCGAUUCAUCGUGGCGAGCACAUCAGCCCCAUAGCGUCGUCGACGACGUCCACAAUGCGCCGCCAUGAGAACGCGCACGCCAGGAGCAGAGAACAUGCCCUUCCAUUCGGAAGGCUGCAACCGUCGUUCCUGCGAUUGUCGUCGACAAUCCGUUCCAGUGCUCGCAGUGUCGCCGCUGAGCCCACGAGCGAAGCGCAGGAAGACACCAGCCGUACGGUCGACGAGUUCAAGCUACCGCGGAUGUCCUGCCUAUGCACGAUGAUUCUGUGCAACGUGUUUCUGCAGCUGUCGUUCUUCGUCGUCGUUUCAUCGUCGAACGAGUAUGCCAAACACCUAGGAGGAACAUCGACGUUCUCCGGUGUCGUAAUCGGUAUCCCAACCGCGGUUUCAGGCCUGGCUUUGCUGCCCAUUAUGAAAUACGAUAGAAAUGGCUAUAAAAUACCCCUGCACAUUGCUUGCGCCUCCGCCAUCCUCGGACACAUCCUCUACGCGCUGGCUUACAAGACCAAUUUUCUGUACCUCAUUCUCAUUGGACGCAUGGUGAACGGCAUAGCCUUUACCUCCUUCAUGUACACCAAAAAGUACUGCUCCGACUCGCGUGUCGUCGGCAUCCGGCGCCGGACCACCCUCGCCUCCUGGCUCGUAAUGGGCCAAGGCGUCGGGAUGACCCUCGGCCCCUUCGCCGGCGGUCUCCUCUUCAAAAUCGGCUUCGCCAACCCCAUCUUCAACGGGUUCACAAGCCCCGCGUGGAUCAUGGCUAUCGUCUGGCUCGGCUUCUGGAUCUUCAGCGCCGUCUUCUUCGAAGACCCUCCCGCUCCCGCCACUCGGGCCACUCCGCUCUCCCCACUCCCUGCGCCCCAAGAAGACCCCUCAGUCCCGCCCUCCACCGACGUCUCUACCGCCGCGCUCAUCCCCGAAGACGACGACACCCACCGCAUGACACCCGGCCGAUGGGGCGUCUGCGUCUGCAUGUGCUGGUUCGCCAUGACCUGCUUCUUCGUGCUCGGCGCGUGGGAGGCCAACCUGCCCGUCUUCGGCGCCGCCUCGCCGACCUUCCGCUGGACCGCCUUCGGCGCCGGCAACUUCAUCGCCCUCGGCGGGAUCUGCACGUUCCCCUUCCUCCUCCUCAACCUCCUCGUCGCCCGCCGGAUCCAGGACCGCAAGCUCCUCCUCUUCGGCACCUCCGUCGGUUUCGCCGGCUUGGCCAUCUUCCUCGCGCUCCUCAACACCGGCGCGGUCCGCUACGGCAGCCUCUUCGUGUGCUGGUUCGCCGUCGCGCUCGGGUUCAACCUCGCCAGCACGGUCACGCUUAGCCUGUUGAGCAAGCAACUGCCGCCCGAGUGGAAUGGCCGCACCAGCCUCGCGAUUCAGUACAGCAACUACACCGGUCGUGUCACGGGCGCCAUCUGGGGCGGUAGCGGCGUGGCCGUCGGGAUGUCGAACUACGUCGGGCUGGAGAUCGCCAUUGUGGGCAUCGGCGCAGCCCUCUUCUUGACGUUCUGGCGCAGCCUGAAAGCGAAAACGGGUUGAAGGUCGCGGUCUGAACUCAUUCAUAGCACGAUGACCCCAUAGGACCGAGCGAAUCAGAGUGAAUAAUCAAAUGAAACCCAUCGCCGCAAGCUUUCACGAACAUUGCGAAUGCUGUUGCAGCGUCUGAC
Punctularia strigosozonata HHB-11173 SS5 is the source of this 1667-nucleotide messenger RNA. RefSeq names its product MFS general substrate transporter. The record is from RefSeq and is a predicted model, not a curated record. NCBI's taxonomy places the organism in Eukaryota, Fungi, Basidiomycota, Agaricomycetes, Corticiales, Punctulariaceae. Gene Ontology annotation, molecular function: transmembrane transporter activity. Gene Ontology annotation, cellular component: membrane. The coding region runs from base 64 to 1539 and encodes 491 amino acids. The transcript has 4 exons. Gene Ontology annotation, biological process: transmembrane transport.